This is a messenger RNA of Myotis myotis, 1437 nucleotides long. RefSeq names its product olfactory receptor 1J4-like. Gene Ontology annotation, cellular component: membrane. Bases 1 to 1437 code for a protein of 478 amino acids. Gene Ontology annotation, biological process: G protein-coupled receptor signaling pathway. Gene Ontology annotation, molecular function: olfactory receptor activity; G protein-coupled receptor activity. Lineage: Eukaryota; Metazoa; Chordata; Mammalia; Chiroptera; Vespertilionidae. The transcript is spliced from 2 exons. The record is from RefSeq and is a predicted model, not a curated record.
AUGAGGCCUGAGAACCACAGCAGCGUGUCCCAGUUCCUCCUCUUAGGGCUCCCCAUUCCGCCAGGGCAGCAGGGCGUGUUCUUCACCCUGUUCCUGGGCAUGUACCUGACCACAGUGCUGGGCAACCUGCUCAUCAUCCUGCUCAUCAGGCUGGACUCUCGCCUGCACACGCCCAUGUACUUCUUCCUCAGCCACUUGGCCUUCACUGAUGUCUGCUUUUCAUCUGUCACUGUCCCUAAGAUGCUCAUGAACAUGCAGACUCAGGAUCAAUCCAUCCCCUAUGCAGGAUGUGUAACACAGAUGUAUUUCUUCAUAUUUUUUGGUUGCAUUGAUAACCUUCUCCUUGGAGUGAUGGCAUAUGACAGGUACGUGGCCAUCUGUCACCCUCUACAAUACACCACCAUCAUGGGGGAAAAACUGUGUACCUCACUAGUGGCUGUAUCCUGGUUAUUUUCAUGUAGCAGUGCAAUGUCCCACACUCUCAGCCUGGCCAGGCUCAUGAGGAGGGAGAACCAGAGCAGCGGGUCCCAGUUCCUCCUCCUGGGGCUCCCCAUCCCGCCAGGGCAGCAGGGCGUGUUCUUCACCCUGUUCCUGGGCAUGUACCUGACCACGGUGCUGGGCAACCUGCUCAUCAUCCUGCUCAUCAGGCUGGACUCUCGCCUGCACACGCCCAUGUACCUCUUCCUCAGCCACUUGGCCUUCUCUGAUGUCUCCUUCUCAUCUGUCAUUGUCCCUAAGAUGCUCAUGAACAUGCAGACUCAGGAUCAAUCUAUUUCCUAUCCAGAGUGUGUAACACAGAUGUAUUUUUUCAUAUUUUUUGGUUGUACUGAUACCCUUCUCCUUGGAGUGAUGGCAUAUGACAGGUAUGUGGCCAUCUGUCACCCUCUACAUUACACCACCAUCAUGAGGGAGGAGCUGUGCAUAUUUCUGUUGGCUGGAUCUUGGCUCCUCUCCUGUGGCAGUGCUCUGUCCCACACCAUCCUCCUGGUUCAAUUGUCCUUCUGUGCUGACAUUAUCCCUCACUUCUUUUGUGACCUCGCUGCCCUGCUUAAGCUCUCAUGCUCAGACAUCUCCCUCAAUGAAAUGUUUAUCUUUGCUAUUGGGGGAGUGAUCAGUAUCCUGUCAUUUACUGGGAUUCUGGUCUCUUACAUUCAAAUUGGGGUCUCCAUCCUGAGGGUCCCCUCUACCAAAGGUAUGUACAAAGCCUUGUCCACCUGUGGCUCCCACCUCUCCGUGGUGUUUCUAUUCUAUGGGACAAUUAUGGGUCUGUACAUUUUCCCAUCAUCAAACAACUCCAAUGACAAAGACAUAAUUGCCUCAGUGAUGUACACAGUGGUGACCCCCAUGCUAAACCCCUUCAUCUAUAGCCUAAGGAACAGAGACAUGAAGGGGGCUCUGGGGAAACUUUUCAAGAGGGAGAUCCUUUUCUCUAAGUGA